GGGACUUUGGCUUUCUGCUGAGCUAACGCUGGACUUUGGUUCCUUCCAGAGUCGAGGGAGUGAAGAGUCGUCAGGAGACUGAAGGAGACCGAGGGGAAAGAAGACGAGGGCAUGGAGGGUCAGGACCUACCCUACGUGCUCAUUGACUGUGUGGGAGGGAAGCAUGGAGUGUAUGAAGACCAUGUUGAGCUUCUCAAGAAACAUUUCCAUCUCAUCACCAUGGAAGAAUAUCUCCAAAACAAGGGAUUCCUGGGUGAAAGGAUCACAGCCAUCUACAUGUGGCAUCACAAACCAGUUGUUAACAAAGAGCUGCUCCAGAGCUUGCCCAACUUGAAGAUAGUUGCCAACUCUGGGGUGGGAAUAGAUCACCUGGACCUGAAGCUCCUGGCCAGCCACGGGGUGAAGGUGUCCAACACUCCCUUUGCUGUCUCCACAGACACAGCAGACAUGGCCAUGGCUUUGAUGCUGGCAUCUUCCAGGAGGCUGGUGGAAGGCUACCUGAUGGCAGUCUCCCCUGACACAGAGCACUUCCCUGCAGACUGGCUGGGGGCUGAGGUCUCUGGGGCCAGCCUGGGCAUCGUGGGAAUGGGCAUCAUUGGCUACAAGGUGGCUGAGAGAGCCAAAGCCUUUGACAUGAGGAUUCUGUACCACAACAGGAACCAGAGAAACAAGGAAGAAGAAAGUGCUGUUGGAGCUGUUUACUGCAAGAAGCUUGAUGACUUGCUCCAGCAAGCAGAUUUUGUGUUGCUAUCUGUGACCCUGACUCCACAGACCCACAAGCUGAUUGGGAAGAGGCAGCUGGAGCUGAUGAAACCCACAGCUACUCUCAUUAAUAUCAGCAGAGGUAGAGUUCUGGUUGUGGAUCAGGAUGCUCUGGUGGAAGCCCUUCAAAGGAAAGUCAUCAAGGCAGCUGCUCUGGAUGUGACAUAUCCUGAGCCUUUGCCAAGGGACCACCCUCUGUUAAAGAUGAAGAAUGUCAUUGUGACUCCUCACAUUGGAAGUGCCACCACAAAGACACGUCUCAUCAUGAUGGAGAACAUGACAGAGAGCAUCCAAGCAGCCCUUGCAGGUCAGCCUGUCCCUAAUGAAGUGUUGCUGUAAAAGUCUGCAUGGAAUGGUGAUGACAUCAAUCCUUUAUCACUCUCCAUGAUGUUCUCUCCCAUGGCUUGGAGCAGAUGCACAGUGCCUGGCUUUGUUUCACUGAAAGAACCAAAAGCAGUCCUUGUGUUGUGGC
Colius striatus (speckled mousebird) is the source of this 1234-nucleotide messenger RNA. Its product is annotated as probable 2-ketogluconate reductase. The coding region runs from base 112 to 1101 and encodes 329 amino acids. The transcript has 6 exons. The record is from RefSeq and is a predicted model, not a curated record. Lineage: Eukaryota; Metazoa; Chordata; Aves; Coliiformes; Coliidae. Gene Ontology annotation, cellular component: cytosol. Gene Ontology annotation, molecular function: hydroxypyruvate reductase [NAD(P)H] activity; NAD binding; glyoxylate reductase (NADPH) activity.